AGUUGACAUUGAAAAAAUAAUCAAUAGUUAUAUGUUAGGUGCGAACUCGACAGGUCUUUAUUAAAUCCGAGUUUUUUUUAGUGAUUGGGACGACCCAAGACUGUUCACGUUGACCGCGCUUCGUCGCCGUGGCAUCCCACCGGAGGCAAUCAAUGCGUUUGUAGCGAAAUUGGGUUUGACAAUGACCCAAAUGGUCAUCGACCCUCACGUUUUUGAUGCUACCGUUCGUGAUUAUCUAAAUGUUACUGCGCCUAGGACCAUGGCUGUUCUUGAAGGAUUGAAAAUGACAAUCGAGAACUUUAAUGAAAUGAAUUUACCCUCAAAGGUGACGGUGCCAGAUUUCCCAUCAGAUCCUCAAUGCAACAAAACGCAUGAGGUUGCAUUCGACCGCACGGUAUACAUAGAGAGAUCAGAUUAUAGACAGGUAAGUUACGAGGUUUCGUUCUUUUGUAUAUUUUUAAAUGCAGCGUAUGGUAAUGAUGAUGGCUGCUUCAUCUCCGGAUCUUUAGGUCUCAUCAGUGAUUGGGACGAUCCAAGACUGUUCACGUUGACCGCGCUUCGUCGCCGUGGCAUCCCACCGGAGGCAAUCAACGCGUUUGUAGCGAAAUUGGGUUUGACAAUGACCCAAAUGGUCAUCGACCCUCAUGUUUUUGAUGCUACCGUUCGUGAUUAUCUAAAUGUUACUGCGCCUAGGACCAUGGCUGUUCUUGAAGGAUUGAAAAUGACAAUCGAGAACUUUGAUGAAAUGAAUUUGCCCUCAAAAGUGACUGUGCCAGAUUUCCCAUCAGAUCCUCAAUGCAAUAAAACGCAUGAGGUUGCGUUUGACCGCACGGUAUACAUAGAAAGAUCAGAUUAUAGGCAGGUAAGUUACAAGAUUUCGUUCUUUUGUAUAUUUUUUAAUGCAACGUAUGGUAAUGAUGAUGGCUGCUUCAUCUUCGGAUCUUCAGGUGGAGCUUAUAGAUUUGAAAGAGUCUAA
Messenger RNA from Strongylus vulgaris, 976 nucleotides. NCBI's taxonomy places the organism in Eukaryota, Metazoa, Nematoda, Chromadorea, Rhabditida, Strongylidae. The record is from the annotation of a GenBank genome assembly.